AUGUCAUGCAGACACUUGCUCAAAGCUCUUUAUCGGAAUUCCAAGCGAACGCAUCGGGGAGAAUGCGAUCAACAAAAUAAUUCAAAUACUUCUAUCACGGCCGACAAGAUCACAGAGGAUACAUCUGAAGAAAGCCUUGCAAGCGAAGAACAAGAUUUGCUCAAUCCAGCCCUAGAAACUGCCAUCCAAACCCAUCUCCAGAAAAUUUCCAGCCAAGAAAAGAUUUUCUUCCAGGCGGAAGCCAAAAGAUUAACUCAACACGAUUUGUUUUCGCAUGUCAGAGACUUCGACAAUGGCUACAAAGACCAGUCAGAUUUUCGGCCGCGUACUGAAAAGAUUACCAUUUUCCUGAAGUUUUUGGAGCGCUUUGUAGCAAGCGUCUCCAUUGCAAUUCAGAGCGACCCCACCAUUUCUUCGAUCAUUGUUGGGGGAACACUCAUUAUCCUACAGAGCGCCUUGAGAUUUGCAGACUAUUUCACCAAACUGGCAGAUAUGCUGGAGCAACUGAGUGACUAUCUGGGCCCUCUGGCUGAGUACACAAAAGACCCAUCAUCCUUGGUACGAAACUGUACUGUCGCUGUCUACGUCGAUCUUCUCACCUUCUAUCAAGACGCUCGCGGCGUCUUCAUCGAUCGGGAAGGGAAUCAACGAAUAUCAUGGCGGCUAUCCUCCUACGUUUUCGUUCGCAGUCAGUGGGAGCCGUUUGAGGCCAAAUUUGGGGCCAUAGAGAAACGCUUCAAGCACCAUCUCGAUGUUCUCCGGCAUUCAGUUUCAGCCACAGUGUUAGAAACUGUUCGGGACUUGAAAGCGAGCUCAGAGACAUACGAAUCCGUUGCAAGGAAAGAAGAACAUUACAAGAAACAAGAAUCUCUAAUAAACUGGCUAUCUGCGCCUGACUUUGAGCGAAAGCAUCUCGAAGUCUCUGCAAAAAGGCAGCCCGACACCUGCAAUUGGCUUUUGAAGCGAUCGGAGUUUACUAAGUGGUUAAAAGCCCCAGGGUCAUCGAUCCUGCGAUGUGAAGGAAAGCCUGGAAUUGGAAAAUCUGUACUGGCGUCAAAUGUGGUGGACUACAUAUCGACAGAGCAUGCCUCGGCUUUGAUUCCUGUGGUUUACAUCUACUAUGAUUACCAUGAAGACAAACUCAAAGAUCUGCCCUCCCUGAUCUUGGCCAUUAUACAACAGAUUUGUAUGCAAGUUCAAGAGAUUCCGGAGUGGCUCUUGGAACAUAAACGUUGCUUCCGAAGCCGCUCUGCCAUUGGCAGAAUGGAAUCCUUGAGCAGACUCGUUCAAUGUUUCGAUGGUAUGUUCAUGAUCUUUGAUGCCUUGGAUGAAUGCCCAAACGACCAUAGAGGCGAGGUAAUUGAGUUCAUUCUCGCUUGUGUCCGAGAUUUGCCAGUCAAAGUGUUUAUGACGAGUCGAAUGGAACCUGACAUUCUCGAUGCUUUCCACUCAACGGACGUUUUAACGGUCAAGAUCCAGGCAACUGAUGUUGCCGAUGAUAUCAGACUUUUUGUCUACAGCCAAAUCAAGAAGCUUCGACAACAUCGCAAUGGAAAACGGCUGUAUUUGACUGAUGAUAAUUUAGAGCCAAUCAUUGUGUCUUCACUGGCCGAGCAGUCAGAUGGCAUGUUUCUUUGGGUCGACCUUCAACUGAAAAAUAUCUGCCGGAUCAGUCGAGCGAAAAAGGAUCAUCUCAUCAUGGAAUCGCUGACUACACUUCCACGAGGUCUCCCAAACACAUACAUUCGCAUUGCCGAUCGAAUCGAGAACGAUUAUAACUACAUGAGAGAUCUCGCUGUGAGAUGCUUUAAAUGGGUUCUAAAUGCCCAGCAGCCAUUGCGCGAGUUAGAACUGCAGCAUGCCCUCACGCUCUAUGGCGAUAAAAUCGGUCAGGAUAUACACCCGAUCAGUGUUAUUCUCGAUGCUUGUGGAAACUUGCUUGUUGUAGAAGACGGCAUCGUGCGCCCAAUUCACUUCACUGUCAAGGAAUUCUUCAUCACGCAGUCACUCCAAGGCCCAUUGAGGAGCCUCCAGGAUCAUGACUCGGUCCAUGAGAGGCUAGCUUUGGACUGUCUGCAUUACUUGCAAAACUCUUUGAGUGGCCAGGGUCCCUGGCAUGACCCCGUACAGCUCGAGGAAUAUCUGUGGGACUGCCCACUCCUGUUUUACUGCUCGCAAUUCUUUGACUAUCAUAUCGAAGCCGCAAAUCGGGAUUCCAAUGACAUCCUCACAGCAUUAGAAAAAUUCUUCAAACAAGAUAGCGAUUUCUUUGCAAGUAUAUUGCAACUUCGUGCUAUUCAACGUCCUGAUAGGUUCACAGACUUGGUGUCGAGCACGAAGCUUAUUCUGCCCGGGGCUGAUGCGAGUUCCAUUUUCUAUGCAAGUAAGCUGUUCAGGCUCGAGCAUAUUCACGAUAAAUUUGCUGGUUUGAAACCAAACAUUCAGGCACUUCACCAGGCAGCGGCUGGAGGGCACGCAGAACUCGCGACCCGGCUGAUAGACAACGGAUUUGCGCUAAAUGAAAAAGAUCACAACCAUACAACGGCGCUAUACCAUGCCUGUCUUGGUGGUCACGUCGGAGUCGUGUCGCUCUUGUUGGAACGCUCAGCGGAUCUGGAUACCGAAGGCGGUUAUUACGGCUCUGCUCUGCAGGCUGCGGCUUCAAGAGGGCAAUUUGAGAUUGCAGAGAUGCUUGUCAACCAUGGUGCUGUGGUUGGUGGACCCAAGGGCCACUUUGGGAGUGCUCUAAUUGCUGCAGUCUCAGAAGGCCAUCUAAAGCUUGUGGAAUUGCUACUUGCCAGAGGUGCCGAUGGCAACCUUCAAGGGGACUCAUAUGGGAGCCCCCUGGAGACUGCCGCGGCUGGAGGUCAUGAGGAAAUUCUCAAGCUUCUCUUACGGCAGCCUAAUAUCGUUAUUAAUAACGACGGUGGCCGGUUUGGUACUGCAUUGACUGCCGCUGCCGCAAACGGCCAUGAAAAUUCCGUUCGCUUGCUAUCAGAUGCUGGUGCUGAUGUCAAUUUUGGAGGAGGGUAUUACGGGUCUGCGCUCCAGGCAGCGUCCGCAGAAGGCCAUGAGAAGAUCUUCCGGUUUCUACUUGAACAAGGAGCCAACCCAUAUACCCGCGCAGGACACUAUGAGACCUGUCUCCAAGCAGCUUCCGUCGGUGGCCACCAGGCGAUUGUCAAAUUUUUGCUCGACAAUGGUGCUGAUGUAAAUGCGCGAGGCGGGAAUUACGGCACAGCGUUGCAGGGUGCGUCAGCUGGGGGGCACGUGGAAAUAGUCCAGAUGCUCCUGAGCCGCAAAGCAGCUAUCGAUGUCCAGGAUGGCUACUAUGGAUCAGAACUACAGGCAGCUUCAUGUGAGGGACACGAGGCCGUUGUUUCAUUGCUGUUGAAGCAUGGGGCUUUCGUCGAUCUUUUAUGCGGAGAGUACGGGACUGCAUUGCAAGCAGCAGCAUAUUGGGGUCAUGUAAAGAUCGUUGAGAUGUUUUUAGAUCAUGGCGCAGAUGUCAAUAUUCAAGGUGGACGUUACUGCAAUGCCAUGCAAGGGGCCUGCGCGAAGGGCCAUGAACGGAUUGUUCAACUGUUGCUCCAGAAUGGGGCAGAUAUUCAUGUCCAGGGAGGAAAAUAUGGAACAGCUCUUUAUGCGGCAUCCUUCAAGGGUCAUGAGGCUGUCCGCCAGAUGAUUCUCGAUUAUGAGUGUGCGAUGCAACAACGAGAAAGCUCGUCGCUGGGGCUUUUAUAA
Messenger RNA from Penicillium verhagenii, 3744 nucleotides. RefSeq names its product ankyrin repeat domain-containing protein. The record is from RefSeq and is a predicted model, not a curated record. The coding region runs from base 1 to 3744 and encodes 1247 amino acids. The transcript is spliced from 5 exons. Gene Ontology annotation, molecular function: protein binding. Lineage: Eukaryota; Fungi; Ascomycota; Eurotiomycetes; Eurotiales; Aspergillaceae.